This is a messenger RNA of Thrips palmi, 1706 nucleotides long. It is a transcript of the gene Tdh, whose product is annotated as L-threonine 3-dehydrogenase, mitochondrial. Gene Ontology annotation, molecular function: L-threonine 3-dehydrogenase activity. NCBI's taxonomy places the organism in Eukaryota, Metazoa, Arthropoda, Insecta, Thysanoptera, Thripidae. Bases 163 to 1287 code for a protein of 374 amino acids. Gene Ontology annotation, biological process: L-threonine catabolic process. The transcript has 6 exons. The record is from RefSeq and is a predicted model, not a curated record.
AGGCGCCGCAUAGUCCGUUAAGACACCUGUCUGAAGCAGGCCGUGAGGUCCACGCGUCCCUCCGCCGGCGGCUGCAGCUGCCACUCGUCCUUCAAGGACUCCAGGACUUCCCCGCCCUCUCUCGUCCUCCAGGCCAGCGCGGCCAGCCAGAGCAGCAGAGCCAUGCUGGGCCGCACCGUCAGGGCGGCGUUCGCCGCAGCGAGGACGCUGGGGGCGGCGUCGGGGGCGGCGUCGGGGGCGGCGCCGUGCUCCGCGUCGCGCAGGAUGGCCGCCGGGCUGCAGGACCAGCAGCGCCGGCACCGCAGCGCCGACGCCAACACCCACACGGCCGAGGACCCGCCCAAGAUCCUCAUCACGGGCAGCCUCGGCCAGCUAGGCCUCGAGAUGGCGCGCUUCCUCCGCGUCAAGUACGGCCAGGAGAACGUCCUCAUGUCCGACAUCAUCAAGCCCACCAAGUCCACGGCGGCCGAGGGCCCGUACAUCUUCGCCGACAUCCUGGACUUCAAGGGCCUCCAGGAGAUCGUCGUGUCGCACCGCAUCGACUGGAUCAUCCACUUCAGCGCGCUGCUCAGCGCCGUCGGCGAGCAGAACGUGCCCCUCGCCGUCAGAGUCAACAUAGAAGGCGUGCACAACGUCAUCGAGCUGGCCAAGCAGUACCGCCUGCGCCUCUUCGUGCCCUCCACCAUCGGCUCGUUCGGCCCCGACUCGCCGCGCAACCCCACGCCCAACGUGACGGUGCAGCGGCCGCGCACCAUCUACGGCGUGAGCAAGGUGCACGCCGAGCUGCUGGGCGAGUACUACCACCACCGCUUCGGCCUCGACUUCCGCUGCCUGCGCUUCCCCGGCGUCAUCUCGUCGGACCCCCCGGGCGGCGGCACCACCGACUACGCCGUGUUCAUGUUCUUCGAGGCGCUGCGCACGGGCAAGUUCGAGUGCUACCUGCGGCCCGACACGCGCCUGCCCAUGAUGCACAUCACGGACUGCCUGCGGUCGCUGUGGGAGUUCCUGACGGUGCCGCCGGACCAGCUCCGGCGCCGCGUCUACAACGUCACGGCCAUGAGCUUCACGCCCGAGGAGCUCGCCGAGGAGCUGCGGAAGUACGUGCCGCACCUGCAGGUCUCCUACAAGCCCGACAGCCGGCAAUUGAUCGCCGAUUCCUGGCCGCAAGUUUUCGACGACAGCGAGGCGAGAAAAGACUGGGGCUGGGAGCACAAAUACAACCUCGAAGAACUGGUGAAGACGAUGGUCCGAGAGGUGGGAGCCCAGGUGCAGGGACAGAAAAAUUGACUGUGAACUGUUGUUAAGUGGGACUUUUUGUGAGCAAGAGUAAGUUCUGAAGACCUUGAACUACUGGUACGGUCGCGUGGCCGUAGGUGCAAAGCGGUGCAAAGCCUUAAUUUUUUUACCUUCAUACAAAUAAUAUUUUUAUCUUGUCGCAUUUAGAUGUGAGUGAUUUUCUUGUGAUAGCUUAACUUAGUUAUAUUUUCAGGCAGAUCACGUAUAGGAAUGGUCAAAUGUGUUUAUAUUUUUAAUGAGUAAGACAAAGGUAAGGAGAAAGUUCUGAAGGUAUAACGAUACAGACUCAAAGUAAUGACAGGAAGUAUUACUGGAUGUUUGCCAAAAUUUAUUAUAAAACAGUAACUCUAAGACAAACAAGACAAUAAAUUUCUGAACUUUACACUUCAAUAAAAAUGAAAUCAAAAACA